Messenger RNA from Leopardus geoffroyi (Geoffroy's cat), 2505 nucleotides. RefSeq names its product antigen WC1.1-like. The record is from RefSeq and is a predicted model, not a curated record. The transcript is spliced from 11 exons. NCBI's taxonomy places the organism in Eukaryota, Metazoa, Chordata, Mammalia, Carnivora, Felidae. Bases 1 to 2340 code for a protein of 779 amino acids. Gene Ontology annotation, cellular component: membrane.
AUGAAUAUUUACCUGUGUUUGUUGUUGUUGUUUUUUCUCCUAGGGUUUGUGCGUCUAGCUGGUGGGGAUGGACCCUGCUCAGGGCAGGUAGAAGUGCAUUCUGGAAAAGACUGGACUCUAGUAUCUGAUGGGAACUUUACAUUCCUCACUGCCCAGAUCAUCUGUGCAGAGCUGGGGUGUGGCAAAGCUGUGUCUUUCCUGGGAGAUGUGUCCUUCAGGGAGUCAGAUAGACAAGUGUGGCCUGAAGAAUUCCGGUGUAAGGGGGAUGAACCUGAGCUCCGCUUCUGCCCUAGAGUGUGCUGUCCAGGAGGUGCUUGCCACCGCAGGGCUGUUCAAGUUUCCUGUUCAGCAUACACGGAAGUCCGGCUCAUGAAAAAUGGCACCUCUCAGUGUGAGGGACAAGUGGAGAUGAAUAUUUCUGGACAUUGGAAAGCCCUCUGUGCCUCACACUGGAAUAUGGCAAAUGCCAAUGUUGUUUGUCAACAGCUUGGCUGUGGAGUUGCUAUCUCUGCUCCAAAAGGAGCAUACUUUGUGGAAGGAGGUGAUCAGAUUUGGAAAGCUCGAUUUCACUGCUCGGGGGCUGAGUCUUUCUUGUGGAAUUGUCCUAUGACUGCCCUGGGCAUUCCUGAUUGUGCUCAUGGAAACACAGCCUCUGUGAUCUGCUCAGGAAACCAGACCCAGGUACUGCCCCAGUGCGACGACUCUGUGUCUGAGCCGGCGGCCUCUGCGGGUUCCCGGGAGAGUGCUCCCAACUGCUCAGGUAAGGGGUCCCACCGGACCAGAAAGCCCUUCCCGUUUCCUGUUCGAUGCCCCAGUGGCCUGAUUCUCCCCUCAGAUCACAGACAGCUCCGCCUGGUGGACGGAGGCGGUCCCUGCGCUGGCAGAGUGGAGAUCCGCUACCAGGACUCCUGGGGCACCGUCUGUGAUGACAGCUGGGACCUGAACGACGCCCACGUGGUGUGCAGACAGCUGGGCUGCGGCGAGGCCCUCAAUGCCACGGUCUCCGCUCACUUCGGGGCGGGAUCAGACUCCAUCUGGCUGGACGACGUGAACUGCACAGGAAAGGAGUCUCACAUUUGGAAGUGCCCCGCCCGGGGCUGGGGGCAGCACGACUGCAGGCACAAGGAAGACGCCGGGGUCAUCUGCUCAGACUUCCUGAACCUCAGGAUGGUGAGCGAGGACCAGGAGUGUGCCGGGUGGCUGGAAGUUUUCUACAACGGGACCUGGGGCAGCGUCUGCCACAGCCCCAUGACACCCAUGACCUUGUCCAUCAUCUGUAGACAGCUUGGCUGUGGAGACAGUGGGACCCUCGACUCUUCCGUAGUUCCCAGAGAGGGUUCUAGGCUUCGGUGGGUGGAUCAAAUCCAGUGUCGGAAAACCGAUUUCUCUCUCUGGCAAUGUCCUUCUGGCCCGUGGAAACACAGAUCAUGCUCUGCAAAAGAGGAAGCUUAUAUCUCGUGUGCAGGAAUGAGACCCAGGAGCUGUCCAGCAGCUGCCCCCUGCACAGACCACGAGAAGCUCCGGCUCAGGGGAGGAGACACGGAGUGCUCAGGGCGAGUGGAGGUUUGGCACGAUGGCUCCUGGGGCACAGUGUGUGAUGACUCCUGGAGCCUGGCAGAGGCCGAGGUGGUGUGUCAGCAGCUGGCCUGUGGCUCUGCCCUGGAUGCCCUGCAGAGGGCGGCAUUUGGCCCGGGAAAUGGGAGCAUCUGGCUGGAUGAGGUGAAGUGCAGGGGCAGGGAGUCCUCCCUGUGGGAUUGUGCUGCCAAUCCCUGGGGACAGAGCGACUGCAAGCACGAGGAGGAUGCUGGAGUGAGGUGCUCUGGUGAAAGAAAAGCAUUGCUGUCUUCUAAAGCAGGGACCAGACCAGGCCCAAAUCCUGUCCGUGGCAUCUUCUCCCUGUCUGAGAUGCUCUGUUUCAUCCUGGGGGCCCUUCUCUUCCUGGUCCUCAUCAUCCUGGUAACUCAGCUGUACAGAUGGAGAGCAGCGAGCAGAGCCUUAUCCAGUUUCGAAGAUGCUCUCAGUGAGGCUGUGUACGAGGAGAUCGAUCAUCUUGUGACGAUGAAGGAAGAUCUGCUGGGCGGCACUGCUCAGGGGACUGACACUCCUGCUGAGGAUUAUGAUAAUGCUGAAGAGGUACCAGUGCCUGAGGCUCUUCCUGCCUCUUGGAUGAGCGAGGGGGACGUGCCCCCAGAGGAGAAUGGGAUGAUGGCCUCUCAGACAGGCUCCUGUCUGCAGUUCUCUGAAGAGGUAGCUGGUCCUGGGAAAGAAGAUAGUCCCUGGCUGCUCCAGGGGGAAGAAGGUGACCCGGGGUAUGAUGACGUUGAACUAAAUGCCCCUUGAACAUCUACCGUGGUUUUCACCUGAUGUUGCAUUAAAAAUGAGAUAAGGCCUCAGAUAUUCUAAUUGCCUGUAUUUCAAUAGAGUAGUGCUGACCUAUAAUGGUAUUAUAUGGAAAUUACUUAAAAUGAAAUAUUCUGAAUAAAGUACUUUUUGCUUUGAUGAUAA